AUGGGCGUUGUAAGUUAUAAGACGAUGGGCAAUGCAUUGUCCCCACUGCUUGUGUUCAUGGCUGCGGAGCUGGACAUCAGCACAGCUCAGAAGGGUAACUUGUUGUCGGCCAUUGCCGCAGGCUACUUCUUUACUCAGGUGCCGGGCGGCGUUUUAGCUGAUUGGCUUGGUGCCAAGAAUGUGAUGACAAUGGCUAUGUCGCUAAGCGCCCUGUGUUGCUUGUUGAUUCCCUUCUGUGUGGACACUCUGGGCUUGUCCGGAUUGUGGUGCGUGAUGGCCACGAUGGGUGCAGUACAGGGGCCUCUCUUCCCUACGAGCACCGUGUAUCUCAGCAAGUGGAUGCCCAAAGCGGUGCCAGGAGGAAGCGACGAGAAGGCUUGGGGGACCAGCAUGCUGGACAUCGGCAUUUCCGUAGGAAUGGCAGAGGAAGGAAAGCUGACCUUAAAAGUGUCCUACGGUGAGGAGGUUCGUCGGCUCAGGGAUUGGCCGAGAGAUGAAGAGCCAACCUUUCAGGGGCUUUUGGAUGCAGCGCGCGGCCUGUUCGAUCUGGCAGAGGCGCACACGUUAUCGUACCAAGAUGGUGAAGGCACCUCUGUGACGCUUACGCCAGAGAACCUGUCCGACGCUCUUUCCCUGGCCUCCGAAGACGGGAUCUUGAGGCUAAGCCUCCUGAAAGAGGAGACACAGAGUCAGGAGCCGGAGCAGGCACCGCAGCUGAUGGCAGGAGAAGCACAGCCGCAAGCGCAGCCGCAGCCGCAGGAGCCCGCGACGCAAGGCCUUGCAUCGGAGGCUGCGGCCUCUGCGCCCUCAGGCUGGUCCUGCUUCAAGCAGCAGGUGGUCAGCGAUUUCCAAAGCAACUACCAGGACAUGCAGGAAGCCUUCAAAGGAAGCAGGGAGCAGCAUCCUGCUUUGCAAGUUUGUGGAAAAGUCGCCGGAGUCACUGCGGGCGUUUGCGCAUCUGCGAGGUUGAUCCCGCUGCAUGGAACCAGAUUGGCUGCUCACAGCGUGGCGGCCGCCGCUAAGAUGCCGGUUGCGGAACAAACUCCCUUGCCAGUGCCUGAGGCACCUGCAGCCGAAGCAGGAAACGACGUUCAGCAUUUCAAGCAGCAGGUCAUUCAAGAUUUCCAAGUUGGGCGCCAGGAGAUUCAGACUGCCUUCGGGUAUUUCACUGGCAAUGCAGACGCCUCCGAGAGCUCUUCCUCUGAGCCUCCACGUAUUGGAAGAGACGUGAUCCCUGCAAUUGCGUCCACC
Molecule: messenger RNA, 1251 nt
Organism: Symbiodinium pilosum
Lineage: Eukaryota; Dinophyceae; Suessiales; Symbiodiniaceae
Source: the annotation of a GenBank genome assembly